AUGCCAUUACAUAUUGUUGAUAAACAUAAAAGUUUAUAUGAUAACUAUGUUCAAUCAGCAACAACCGAAGAGAUAGCAAAAUUUAAACUUGCUGAUGAUCCAAAUGAACCAGAAACAAUUAAAAAACUAAUAAUGGAUGAAUUAUUAUUGGAUGGUAAUUCUAAACAAAAUUUAGCAACAUUUUGUCAAACUGAUCUCGACAAAAACAUUCAUUCAAUUAUGGAUAAAUGUAUAGAUAAGAAUAUGAUCGAUAAGGAUGAAUAUCCACAAAGUGCUGAAAUUGAAAAUCGUUGCCUUCAUAUUUUAGCAGAUUUAUGGAAUGCUCCAGAUAGCUCAGACACUAUUGGUUGUUCAACAACUGGUUCAAGUGAAGCUGCAAUGUUAGGAGGUUUAGCAUUAAAAUGGAAUUGGAGAGAAAAUAGAAAAAAACUUGGUUUACCUUAUGAUAAACCAAAUAUUGUUACUGGUCCAGUUCAAAUUUGUUGGCAUAAAUUUGCUUUAUAUUUUGAUAUUGAAAUUAGAGAAAUUCCAAUGGAAAAUGGUCGUUAUGUUAUGAAUUCAGAAGAAGUUUUGAAAAGAGUCGAUGAAAACACAAUUGGUGUGAUUCCAACUCUUGGUGUAACAUUUACAUUACAAUAUGAAGAUGUUUUUUCUAUUAGUAAUGCACUUGAUAAAUUUGAAAAAGAAAGUGGUAUUAAUAUUCCAAUUCAUGUUGAUGCAGCAAGUGGUGGAUUUGUAGCACCAUUUAUUCAACAAGAGAUUAUAUGGGAUUUUAGAUUACCACGUGUUAAAUCAAUUAAUGCAUCAGGACACAAAUUUGGUUUAUCACCAUUGGGUGUUGGUUGGGUGGUAUGGAGAGAAAAGAAAGAUCUUCAUAAGGAUUUAGUAUUCAAUGUGAAUUAUUUGGGUGGUAAUAUGUCAACAUUUUCAUUGAAUUUCUCACGUCCAGGUGGGCAAAUAAUAGCGCAAUAUUAUAAUUUUUUACGUCAUGGUCGUAAUGGGUAUACAUUAAUUCAAGAUGCUUGUGCACAGCAAGGUAUUUUCAUCGGCAAAGAGUUAAAGAAAAUGGGAAUUUUUGAUUUAAUUUAUGAUGGUACUGGUGCACUCCCAGGUGUUUGUUGGACAAUUAGUAAGAAUUUACCCUCUGAACCAUUAUUUAAUCUUUAUGAUUUAUCUGAAAAGUUAAGAAGUAGAGGUUGGCAAGUUGCAUCUUAUUCUUUACCAUCAUCAAUGAAUGAUGUAGUUGUAUCACGUGUUGUAAUUCGUCAUGGUUUCUCUAGAGAUUUAUCUUCAUUAUUCGUUAAAGAUGUUCAAAAUGCAAUUGAAUACUUCCAAAAACAUCCAAUUUUAAGAAGUUUAGAAAAAGAUGAAGGUGAAAAUUUCCAUCAUUAA
Molecule: messenger RNA, 1392 nt
Organism: Dictyostelium discoideum AX4
Lineage: Eukaryota; Evosea; Eumycetozoa; Dictyosteliales; Dictyosteliaceae
Gene: gadB
Product: glutamate decarboxylase
Exons: 2
Coding region: 1-1392 (463 amino acids)
Biological process (GO): glutamate metabolic process
Cellular component (GO): cytosol
Molecular function (GO): pyridoxal phosphate binding; glutamate decarboxylase activity; carbon-carbon lyase activity
Source: RefSeq, a predicted model, not a curated record